GCUCGAUGGCAAUCGGGUCAAGCCAAAUGGCGGGCUAAGUGGAGCUCUCGGUGCUCGCCGGGGGGGCGCUGGAUCGGCGAAUGGCUGACCUGCUCAUACAGGAGCAACUGCAAGAGUUCCAUGAACUAUUCAAAUCGUUCGACGAGGACAAGGAUUACAUGUUGUCGGUCGAGGAGUUGGGUCACGUGUUGAAUGCCUUGGGACAAGACCCGACACGGGCGGAGCUGAAGUGCAUGAUCAAAGAAGUGAACGAGGAAGGUGAAGAGGCGAUCGAUUUUUGGCAGUUUUUAUCUCUAAUGGUGAAAAAGAUGAAGACGUCCGAGAUAAAGGAUGAGCUGAUUGAAGCAUUCAAAGUAUUCGACGUAGAUGGCGAUGGUUUCAUCACCCCCGACGAGCUGAUGAAUGCAAUGGAGCACCUCCAGCACCUCGGGGAGGAUCUCAGCCAAAGCGAGAUCGAAGAAAUGAUCAAAGAGGCUGAUUCUGAAAAUGAUGGCAAGCUCGAUUUCGAUGAGUUUGAGAAGAUGAUGAUGGGGAAGUGAUUGGCCCUGUCCAUUUGCAAGUCUUCAGCCCCCCAGCUCAUCGCAAUCACGGUGGUCAUGACUAACUAUUCGGGCAUUAUGGCAUAAUCUUGCUGUCAAUGGCUAUUACCACUGGCCACAAGUGUUAAGAUGAGCUGGCCCCCCAACGAGAACGAAGAAGCACAUCCCACGGUAUGCCCUCCUGGCAGCUAUCCGGACACACCGGCCACACCGGCCAAAUGCAUUUAUUUCU
This is a messenger RNA of Prorocentrum cordatum, 771 nucleotides long. Lineage: Eukaryota; Dinophyceae; Prorocentrales; Prorocentraceae. The record is from the annotation of a GenBank genome assembly.